Molecule: messenger RNA, 3669 nt
Organism: Paramisgurnus dabryanus
Lineage: Eukaryota; Metazoa; Chordata; Actinopteri; Cypriniformes; Cobitidae
Source: RefSeq, a predicted model, not a curated record
AUGAAACCAGAAACUCAGCCAAGAUUUUUCCAAGCACGAGUGGUACCGUACGCCAUCAGACCCAAAGUGGAAGAAGAAAUUGAGCGUCUGCUGAAACAAGGUAUAAUUUCACCUGUUCGUUUCAGUGAAUGGGCAACCCCGAUAGUGCCGGUAAUCAAAAAAGGUGGCAAUGUUAGGAUAUGUGGUGACUUUAAGAUAACUGUGAACCCAGCACUUUGUGCAGAACAUUACCCACUACCCCAAAUAGAAGAUUUAUUUGCUUCACUGGCUGGGGGACAGAGAUUCAGUAAGCUAGAUCUUUCGCAUGCUUAUCUGCAGAUUCCUGUACAUGAGGAUUCACGCAAAUAUCUUACAAUCACUACUCACAAAGGAAUGUUCAUUUACAACAGAUUACCCUUUGGUAUCACCUCAGCUCCAUCGAUAUUCCAACGAGUAAUGGAACAAGUGCUGCAGGGACUACCGUCGGUUCACUGUUUCCUGGACGAUAUCUUGAUCACAGGAAAAGACGAUGCUCAUCAUUUGGAAAACCUAGAGGCUGUUUUAAGUCGGCUGGAGAAAUGUGGACUUCGUGUUAAACGAGAGAAAAGUGAGUUUUUCAAAAGUUCACUAGAGUAUUUGGGACAUGUUAUCGAUGCAUCAGGGCUUCACAAAUCUCCAGACAAACUGCGUGCUAUUGAGGAAGCACCAGCCCCUGUGAACGUUAGCCAACUCCGAUCAUUUUUGGGAUUGGUUAAUUAUUACGCAAGAUUUGUACCCAACCUCGCUACAAUUCUCCAUCCCUUAAAUGCAAUGCUACAGAAAGAGGUAAAAUGGAAAUGGUCUCUGGAGUGUGAGAAAGCAUUCCAGGAGGCUAAGGCUCAACUGUUAACACCUAGUGUACUCACACACUAUGAUUCAAGACUACCAGUUCGCCUGGCUUGUGAUGCUUCGCCCUAUGGGGUGGGAGCAGUACUUUCACACAUGAUGCCGGAUGGACAGGAAAGGCCUAUAGCUUUCGCGUCUCGAACCCUGAGUAAAUCUGAGCAAAAUUAUGCACAACUAGAGCGCGAAGCACUGGGACUAAUUUUUGGAGUAAGAAAGUUUCACACUUAUCUAUAUGGACGUCAUUUUACAUUAUUAACAGAUCAUCGUCCACUAACCACCAUACUCCAUCCCAGCAAAGCAACACCAACUAUGGCUGCUGCAAGACUUCAAAGGUGGGCUCUUCUAUUGGCUGCACAUAACUACACAAUUCAGUAUAAGAGUGCCAAUGACCACGGAAAUGCUGAUGGUUUAUCUCGAUUACCACUACCAGUAGAGCACAAGGACAAGAAAGAUGCUGUGGAAAUUUACCUCAUCAAAAAGAUGGAUACACUUCCCGUGUGCAGUAGUGACAUCAGGAAAGAAACCAGAGCAGAUCCGAUUCUCUGUCGUGUAAAAGAGAUGGUGUCCACAGGAUUAUUUCCACCUACAAAAGACUCAGAAACUGUACUAAAACCAUACCUCAUGAGAAAAGAAGAACUCUCAUUGAUGCAGGACUGUCUGAUGUGGGGACAACGAGUUAUUGUUCCAUCGAACCUAAGACAACGAGUUUUAGAGGAUUUACACACAGGACAUCCAGGUGUUGUGAAAAUGAAGGCUUUAGCACGUAGCUACAUCUGGUGGCCAAACAUUGAUUCACAAAUUGAGGAAAAAUCAAAGACUUGUUUAUCCUGUCAACAAAAUCAAAAAGCUCCAUGUCUUUCACCGCUACAUCCCUGGUCAUGGCCAGAAGCUCCAUGGCAGCGGAUCCAUAUCGAUUUCGCAGGACCAUUCGAAGGACGAAUGUUUCUAGUUAUCGUUGAUGCACAUUCAAAAUGGCCAGAAGUUCAUGUGAUGGAUUCAACAACCUCAUCUAAGACUAUCCAAGUUCUGCGUGGUGUUUUCAGUCGUUACGGGAUACCAGAGACCCUAGUAAGCGACAACGGCCCACAAUUUACAUCGGAGGAAUUUGCAUCUUUCCUCAAAGCAAACGGUGUACGACAUGUGCGCUCUGCACCAUUCCACCCAGCCACAAAUGGUCUGGCUGAACGUUUUGUACAGACUUUUAAACAUUCCCUGAGGUCAUCCAAAGAGCCAAUUCCAUUGCAACAGAGACUGGACUCUUUCUUGUUACAGUACAGAAAUACACCACAUAGCACGACGAAAGAAACACCUGCAAUGUUAUUCUUACAUCGCAGAUAUAGGACACGCCUGGAUUUACUGAAACCAAGUGUGAAAGAGACUGUGGAGCAGGCACAAAAUGUUCAGUGUUCUUACCGUUCCCUCCAUGCAAAACACAGAGACUUUCACGUUGGCGAUUCAGUGCUGGUUAGAGAUUAUCGACGGGGAGAGGAGAAGUGGAAAACUGGUACUGUGUCUUCUCAAUCAGGACCAGUGUCAUACACGGUCCAGGUAGACAAUUCUCAGAGCUGGAAAAGACAUGCAGAUCAAAUGUUAGACUGUCAUCCAGAAAUCACAAAAAGCACAGAAACACUUCCAGCAGAAAACAAUGUGUCACAAACAUUUGAUGAUAAGGGACAAGAACUAUCUUUAACAUCUCAUGAAACUGAAACCAAUGUUCCAGAUCAGCAUGUAACCAAUCUUACAGAAACAUCUAUUACUGAUUCACAAAAUGUUCGAAGAUUUCCUGUUAGGAACCGUAAAGCACCUAACCGACUUGAUUUGUAAAGUGUUUACAUGUGGUAUAACCAGUUAAAGUGUUUUACAUUUGAGAUACCCAGUUAAGAAAGUGUUUACAUGAAAAUAAGUGGAAUAUUACCUAAUGGUGUUACGGUAACUAAUGGUUGCCAACUAACUGUUAUUUUCUAAGUUGAAGUGUUGUUAUAAGGUAAACAAAGAAUAUGUGAGAGAGUGAUUUAAGAAGGGAGGAGAUGUGAUGUAUUGGAGUUAAUGUUAUAACACUUGAUGGUCACUAGAGGGCACUCCCGUGCUGUAUGUUAUUGUUGUGCAGUGUGCCGAGUAAAUGCUUCCAAACAAGUGCAGUCGAGUCUCCGGUUCCUUCACGUGUAUGCUCUGAAAUGAAACAGAUAAUAUGUGUUAUCAUCACAGCAUAUUGAUGCAAACAUAACACAUUACAUAUAAAAAACAUAAAUGAAAGCCUUCAGUAAAUGUUUCUUCACUGUGACUUGACAAAAAACUGAGUUUUCUGAGCCAGUUAUAAAACUUUAGGCUAAUUUAUGUGCUAGCUAUCUGCUACUGUUAAACUGUCUUGAAAAACAAUGUUUGAAAAGCGUGAGUCAUUUAUUAACAAAACAAGUCACCUUAUCCAGCAUGCGGAUCCUGCUACAAUCAUUCGCAGCCGUAUUCCACAGUGUAGAAUGUUUUUAAAACCUCUUAAAGAAAUUUCACCUCAGGAUCGCGUUCCAGCAAACCUCCUGCAGACGGCCGCGCGCUCUACACCUGCGCAGUUGCCUACGCAUGUAGUCGUCUUUUUCUUUAGCGGGAGCUGAUAUCUGCUGUUGUUUCAUUCUGGUUUGCCAUUGCAUAAAUUAUAUUUGGCUAAAAUACUUGUGUUUACACAUGUUGCAAAGUUUUAGUCUACCAAUGAUAACACCUAUUAAAAAUAAACAAAUAGCAUGCUGCUUUGUGGUCAUUAUUGUGUCAUUUGAAAUAAAAGUAAAUAAAUUGCAAAGCACCACUUCAAAUAUG